Messenger RNA from Lotus japonicus, 1857 nucleotides. Its product is annotated as F-box protein At5g07670-like. The record is from RefSeq and is a predicted model, not a curated record. NCBI's taxonomy places the organism in Eukaryota, Viridiplantae, Streptophyta, Magnoliopsida, Fabales, Fabaceae. Gene Ontology annotation, biological process: SCF-dependent proteasomal ubiquitin-dependent protein catabolic process. The coding region runs from base 149 to 1573 and encodes 474 amino acids. Gene Ontology annotation, molecular function: protein binding. Gene Ontology annotation, cellular component: SCF ubiquitin ligase complex. The transcript has 2 exons.
GGAAAAUAAUCAAAAUUGAAAAGACCCACAAAUCUUCCAUGUUAAUGUUACUAUAAGAUUGAGCAUAGCAAGCAAGCAAUGCAGAAGAAACCAGAACAAGACCCUGUUCCAGUGUCACACUUCAUAUCGGAAAUGCCAACCACAAACGAUGUCGUUUCAACCCAACCACCACAACAACAACCCUAGCCUCCCUCCUCCGCCACUAACCACCGUCCUCACCACCGCCAAACCUCUCAACCACAUGCUUCUUCUUCCCAUGCACCUUCACUCCCUCUCUGACCCCAAAUCCAAAACCCUAACCCCCAAUUUCACCACCACCAUGGACCCAACCCUUCUCCUCUCCGACGAGCUUCUCCUCCAAAUCCUCGCCAAGCUUCCCAAUUCGCCGAGCAACCUCUCCAAUUCCCUCGUUUGCAAGCGCUGGUUGAAUCUCCAUGGCCGUUUGGUUCGCUCGCUGAAGAUACUGGAUUGGAACUUCGUUUCCUCUGGUAGGUUGACUCACAGAUUCCCCAAUCUCACGCACGUUGAUUUGGUUCCUGCCUGUUUCCACUCGCCGCGAAACGCCGCCGCCGCCGUUUUCCUCAGCCACCGUGUCGCCUCGAUGCGGGUCGCUCCCGGGUGGUGCUUCGGCGAGGAUAAUAUACUACCUGCUGAAGUCAUCGACGGCGGGCUCAGAGUAAUUGCUAACGGGUGCCCGAAUCUACGGAAGCUCGAGGUGGUUGGAGCGAGCGAAGCGGGGUUGGCUUGCGUCGGCGAGGAGUGUUCCACGCUGCAGGAGCUUGAGCUGCAGAGGUGCGACGAUGAGGUUUUGCGCGGGGUUGCGGUGUGUAAGAAUUUGCAAGUUUUGAGAGUGAUUGGGAGUGUUGGUGGGUUCUAUGAUUCCGUGGUUUCGGACAUUGGGUUGACGAUUUUGGCGCAGGGUUGUAAGAGGCUGGUGAAGCUGGAGCUGAGCGGUUGCGAAGGGAGCUUCGACGGGAUCAAAGCGAUUGGGCAGUGUUGUGUGAUGUUGGAGGAGCUGACUGUGGUUGAUCACAGGAUGGAUGGUGGGUGGUUAGCGGGGCUUUCGUUCUGCGAGAAUUUGAAGACGCUGAGGUUUCAGUCGUGUAAGGCGAUUGAUGGCAAUCCAGGGAUGGAGGAGCAUUUGGGGUUCUGCCCCGCGCUCGAACGGUUGCAUUUGCAGAAGUGCCAGUUGCGGGAUAAGAACGGCACUGGAGCUGUUUUCUCUGUUUGCAGAGCUGCCAGGGAGGUCAUUCUUCAGGACUGCUGGGGGUUGGAUAAUAGUGUGUUGAGUCUCGCAAUCAUUUGCAGGCGGGUAGAAUUGUGUUACUUAGAAGGAUGCUCAUUGCUUACAACGGAAGGUUUGGAGCUGGUAAUAGAUUCUUGGAAGGAGCUUCAAUGCCUUAGAGUUGUCUCGUGUAAAAAUAUAAAGGAUAGUGAUAUCUCUCCUACACUCGCAACCUUGUUCGCCACGCUCAAAGAGUUGAGAUGGAGGCCAGACACAAAACACCUUCUGUCAUCAAGUCUUGAGGAGAUAAGCAUGGGAAAGAAAGGUGGUAAAUUUUUCAGGCUAUGAAUCUUAGAAACAUAAUUUCUCACUGACUGGGUGAAAUUUGUACCAUUAUGUAAUCACAUAGAUUAGUUUAGAUGGUUAUUAGAUAUUGACAGUGGACAGAUUAUUCCUUACAUCCUUUACCUAGAGAUGUAAUUAUGUGCUAGGUUAGCCCAAUUCAAUUGGGUUACUUUUUCUACUUCUUUGAUGGUAAACAUCAGAAUAAGGAAUCAGAGUAGAGAUGUAAUUACAUGUAAGCAAAACUCAGUUUACUCCAAGAAGAAAUUGAAAACCUUUGUUAUGCUUCA